CAAUCGAGUUCGCCUCGAUUUGAAACUUUUGGGGUCACCGUUGCAUAGGAACCGGCAGAAUGAUUGAGGCCAUUCUCAGUAGAUUUCGCUGGGGCCGAAAGAAAUUUCUUAUUCAGUUUCGCACAUUCCUUCGGUGCAGUUUCGCCCAAUGGCAUCAGAGUUGGUUCGUGAUUUCAAGAAUCACAAAAUCGUACCGGAUGUGAUUCCGGUGCCACCGGAGUCGCUGCUGCAGGUGACCUACCCGGGCGACCAGAAGGUAAACCUUGGCAACAUUCUGAUGCCGAAGCAGGUCAAGGACAUCCCGCUGGUACAGUGGGCAGUCGAGCCGAAGACCUUCUAUACGCUGUGCAUGACCGACCCGGACGCGCCGAGCCGGACCGCGCCAAAAUUUCGCGAGUGGCACCAUUGGCUGGUCGUCAACAUUCCCGGGACGGAUGUCGAGCGUGGUGAGGUUUUGUCGGAGUAUAUCGGGGCGGCGCCACCCAAGAAGACCGGACUGCACCGGUAUGUGUUCCUGGUGUAUCAGCAGCACGGGCGACUGAGCUGUGACGAACCGAGACUGUCCAAUCGAAGUUCACAAGGACGGGGAAAGUUCUCGAUACAGAAAUUUACCGAAAAGUAUCAGCUGGGAAUCCCGGUGGCGGGUAACUUCUUCCAGGCGCAGUUCGAUGACUAUGUUCCCAAGUUGUAUCGACAGUUGGGGCAGUUUCAGAAUGCUUUUUAGUGGUGCAACCCAUAAAAAGGAAUGCUCACAUGCGAUACGAUUGAUGGGCGUUGCGUGAUGGCUUGUGCCCCGUACCACGCGGAUAGUGUGUCAGCUCGCAUACAUGUAGUGUCAAAUAUUGUUACUAUUGAUGUUGAUUAUGUACCUAUGUUGAGUGUUUAGUAGUUCAAAUAAAUGUUG
Molecule: messenger RNA, 904 nt
Organism: Armigeres subalbatus
Lineage: Eukaryota; Metazoa; Arthropoda; Insecta; Diptera; Culicidae
Product: protein D2-like
Exons: 2
Coding region: 149-724 (191 amino acids)
Source: RefSeq, a predicted model, not a curated record